Sparassis crispa is the source of this 2358-nucleotide messenger RNA. Its product is annotated as Aconitate hydratase, mitochondrial. Gene Ontology annotation, molecular function: aconitate hydratase activity; 4 iron, 4 sulfur cluster binding. The transcript is spliced from 12 exons. Gene Ontology annotation, cellular component: mitochondrion; cytosol. The record is from RefSeq and is a predicted model, not a curated record. Gene Ontology annotation, biological process: tricarboxylic acid cycle. Bases 1 to 2358 code for a protein of 785 amino acids. Lineage: Eukaryota; Fungi; Basidiomycota; Agaricomycetes; Polyporales; Sparassidaceae.
AUGUUCAACCUGUCCACCAGAUCCGCAACGGCCUGGCGGUCGCUUCAGCGGCUGGCCGCAGGCAUGGCCACCGUUUCCGAGGGCAACAUUGGUGCGACCAAGGUCGCCAUGUCUCUCCUCGAGCCCAAUGCAUACAUCAACUACCAGCGCAUCGAGGAUAACCUCUCUGUUGUCCGCGAUAGACUCAAGCGACCAUUGACGUUGUCGGAAAAGAUUGUGUACGGUCACCUUGAUGACCCAGUAAAUCAGGAUCUUGUCCGAGGGACAAGCUAUCUGAAGCUCCGCCCUGACCGAGUUGCGUGCCAGGACGCGACUGCUCAGAUGGCUAUUCUCCAAUUCAUGUCGGCCGGCAUGGACACUGCUGCUGUACCCACCACGGUUCACUGCGACCAUCUUAUCGAGGCUCAGGUUGGCGGUGUCAAAGAUUUGGCACGCGCGAUCAACACCAACAAGGAGGUCUACGACUUCCUUGCCACAGCUACCGCUAAGUACGGUCUCGGUUUCUGGAAACCCGGCUCUGGUAUCAUCCAUCAAAUCAUCUUAGAGAACUACGCGUUCCCUGGAGGUCUGAUGAUCGGUACCGACUCGCACACUCCCAAUGCCGGUGGACUUGGUAUGGUUGCGUGCGGUGUAGGCGGUGCUGACGCUGUCGACGUUAUGGCUGAUCUGCCCUGGGAGUUGAAGUGCCCUAAUGUCAUCGGCGUUAACUUAACUGGUAAAAUUAGUGGUUGGACGACACCCAAGGACGUUAUCCUUAAGGUUGCCGGUAUCUUGACGGUCAAGGGUGGCACUGGCGCUAUCGUUGAGUACAAGGGUCCCGGUGUCGAGUCUCUGUCUUGCACCGGUAUGGCGACGAUCUGCAACAUGGGUGCUGAAAUUGGCGCGACGACUUCUCUCUUCCCCUUCAACCAUCGCAUGGCCAGCUACCUGGACGCGACCAAGCGCAGUGACAUUGCAUCCUACGCUCAGAAGUUCGCGCACAACCUGCGUGCAGACGAGGGUGCAGAGUACGACCAGGUCAUUGACAUCAACUUGUCCGAGCUCGAGCCCCACAUCAAUGGUCCUUUCACUCCUGAUCUCGCUACGCCCAUCUCCAAGUUCAAGAGCGCGGUCGAGAAGAAUGGCUGGCCCGCUGAACUCAAGGUUGCGCUGAUCGGGUCCUGCACUAACUCGUCGUAUGAAGACAUGUCCCGUGCCGCUUCGAUCGCGCGUGAGGCGGCUUCGCACGGUUUGGAGACGAAGAGCAAGUUCACUGUUACCCCCGGUUCCGAGCAAGUCCGUGCUACUAUAGAGCGCGACGGUCAGAUUGGUGCAUUCGAGGAUGUCGGCGGUCUCCUUCUGGCCAACGCCUGCGGUCCUUGCAUCGGUCAGUGGGACAGACGUGACGUGAAGAAGGGCGAGGUUAACUCGAUCCUUACCUCGUACAACCGUAACUUCACCGGCCGUAAUGACGCGAACCCCGCUACACACGCAUUCGUUGCCUCCCCUGACAUUGUCACCGCCCUUGCGUUUGCCGGCGACCUCCGCUUCAACCCCCUCACAGACUCCCUAACCGGCUCUGACGGCAAGCCCUUCAAGUUCUCCGACCCCACUGGCAACGAGCUUCCCCCGAAGGGUUACGACCCCGGACAAGACACCUUCCAGCCCCCGCCCUCGGACCGUGUUAGCGUUCAGGUUGCUGUCGACACCGAGAGCGACCGUCUGCAACUGUUGAAGCCUUUCGCACCCUGGGACGGUAAGAACCCUGAAGACCUCCCGAUCCUCAUCAAGGUUAAGGGCAAAUGCACCACGGAUCACAUCUCUGCUGGCGGACCUUGGCUCAAGUACCGUGGACAUCUCGAGAACAUCUCACAAAACUGCUUGAUCGGCGCUAUCAACGCUGAGAAUGGCGAGGCUAACAAGGUCAAGAACCAGAUCACCGGCGAAUACGGCGGCGUUCCGCAGACCGCCGCAUACUACCGAGAUCAUGGCAUCAAGUGGGUCGUCAUCGGCGAUUCCAACUACGGUGAGGGCUCCUCGCGUGAGCACGCUGCGCUCGAGCCCCGCUUCCUCGGCGGUCUUGCUGUCAUCACCCGGUCUUUCGCCCGUAUCCACGAGACGAACUUGAAGAAGCAGGGCAUGCUCGCACUCACGUUCGUCAACGCCGCCGACUACGACAAGGUCCGGCCCACCGAUAAGGUUGCCAUCCUCGGCUUGGAGAGCUUCGCGCCUGGCAAGAACUUGACCCUCGUUCUUAAACACGAGGACGGCUCCAAGGAGGAAAUUGCGCUCGCGCACAGCUUUAACGAGGGUCAGAUCGGCUGGUUCAAGGCUGGCUCUGCUCUCAACUUGAUGGCGGCCAAGGCUAAGGGACAAUAA